This is a messenger RNA of Halichondria panicea, 543 nucleotides long. Its product is annotated as ATPase inhibitor, mitochondrial-like. The coding region runs from base 44 to 394 and encodes 116 amino acids. The record is from RefSeq and is a predicted model, not a curated record. Gene Ontology annotation, molecular function: ATPase inhibitor activity. The transcript is spliced from 3 exons. Lineage: Eukaryota; Metazoa; Porifera; Demospongiae; Suberitida; Halichondriidae. Gene Ontology annotation, cellular component: mitochondrion. Gene Ontology annotation, biological process: negative regulation of ATP-dependent activity.
CCUCCCAGAAAAAAUAGCCGUUGAUUUUCGAUUAACAAUAGUUAUGGCAAUCAGGUUGAAGCUCUCUCAUUUUGCUGUUUCUCCAAGAAUCUGGUAUGUGUCCUUUUCACGGCUCUAUUCCAAUGGAUCUUCACAUGACUCUUCAGGAUCUAUCAGAAGUGCUGGAGGAGCGUUCGGAAAGAAAGAAAAGGCUGUUGAAGAUCAAUAUUUUCAUAAUCUUGAAAUUGCUCAGCUGAAUAAGAUUAAGGAAGAGCGUGCACAACAUUAUGAGGAAGAAAUCGAUUCUCACGAGGAAGCCAUUGAUGACUUGGAAGAUCAAAUAAGACGGCACAAAGAAAAAAUAAGGAGGCACAAGAAAAAGUUAAGAGAUAGUAGCAACGAAGACAGUGAUUAGAGAGAGUAAAUUAAAGUUAUAGUGACAAUUAAUGUAGGUUAGUAUUUUGAUUAUUGGCGAGGUUGAGAUUGUAUUCUUGUAUUGUUAGGCUAGGUGUAGGCUCACGUGCAACAGCUGAGCCAGCUCAAAAUUAUUAUUGACAAUGCAAA